AUGAAUUAGCUUUCAGAUAUUUAGAAGAAGUAUGAUGAGAAAAUUAAAGAUUUUGCAACACAAAUUAGAUUUAUUAAAUCAAAUACUAAUAUUGAAAAUUAUUUCUAAAAUAUAAAUCAACCUUCAAGAAUUAUUUUAUUUUUAGGAUUUCGACUUAAUGUUUUUGAAUAAUAUAUUGAUAAUUUAGAAAGAAAAUCACUUAAAUAUCAUGGAGAAUUUAUUACUAUAUAUGAAAUUAAAUAAAAUGGAAAAGAUUAUUUUUUUAUAAAUAGUCCUCACUCUCUCCUUUUUUACUAAAAUCUAAACAAUUUUUAGAAGAUAUGUGCUUCAAAAAUAAUUUUAGAAUAAAUAUUACUUACUUUCAAAAAACCUAUUCAUGUUAUCAUUAAUUAUACAUAAAUUUUAGGAAAUGAUUCUAAAGAAAAAUAAGAAAUGCUUCUAAGUCUUGAAUUUCUUAAAUUUGGAAAGGUUUAAUUAAAAGAAUAAAAGAUAUCAUUUAUAGAAGAAAUCUAUGAUAGAUAGAAUUAUGUUUAUUUGAAAAGUUUGAAUCCUAACAAUUAAAUACAAUUUAAAAGUUUAAGAAAAGAAGAAAUAAUAAAGUCUAUUAUCAAAAAUGAUGAUUUUGUUAACAUUAAAUAAGUAGAAUUACCUUAAGAUAUAUCUUAUGGUGCAAUGACUGUUACAAUGAGUAAAUUACAAGAAAAACUUAUUAAAAUUAUUAACAAAACAAUCGAAAAUUUUUAAUAGCAAUUGUAUUAUUUAUAAUAAAUUCCUAAACUUGAUGAAGAAUAAGAUUUAAAUAACUCUAUUAAACGAUAUUUAUAAAAUGUUAAUGAUCAAAUUAAAUAUGAAUAAAAACCUUUACUAGAACAUGUAGAUCAAAUAUUUGACAAAAUAAAUCAAGUUAAUUAAAAUAGUGGAAAUGAACUCAAUUAAAAUUUGAAAAAAUUAAAUCGUCUUUAUUUCGAUGUUUUCUUAAAAGAUAUAAAAUAAACUUUUGAAGAUAUGGAAAUAAAACAAUUUUAACUAAAUCUAAAUUAAAUCUCUUAAAUUUAAGAAUUUUUACUAAGAUAUCAUAAGCAUUAAUUCAAAAAUGUUGUUAUUAUAACUAUUUAGAAUUUAGUACUUAAUGUAUCUUUUUGGAAUUAAUUUAGCCAUAUAUUAUUGGAAAAUAAACUUUAUCAAAUGAAAUAAAUAUCUCAUUCAGUUUAAUCUGAACCAUAAGGUGAAGGAAUGAAUAAAGGAGUAUUCUUUUUUGGGAAAAGUAGAGUAGGAAAAAGCACUUUAAUUAAUUUAAUUUAAGAUCAUAAAUGUUUAACUGUUGAAAAAUAAUAUGUGAUUUAUGUUAUGUUCUAAAAGCUCAAAAUAGAAACAAUGCAGUUUUUAAAAUAGAGCAUGGAUGUAUGAGUGAAACAUAAAAAAUUUCAGGUUUAAGAAUAGAUGAUAUUUGGUAUUUUGACUGUCCUGGAUUUGAUGAUAAUAUAUCUGAAUAUGCGAGGAUAGCCCAUAGAAUUAGUUUAUAUAAUUAUUUAAAAAAAUUUAGAUCAAUUGUGGGAUUUUUAGUAAUAGAUGGAUCUAUUAGAGAUGCUUAAAUUAUUAAAGAUAGUAUAGAUCCUAUUUAUUUAUUAAUUGAAGAUAAACACUAAUUAUAAAUUGAACAUAAUAAAUGGCUUUCAUUAAUAUUGGUAAAAACUAAACCUAAUACAAGAAGAGAUUAUAUUGAAAAUUGGUAAAAUGCAUAUCAUGGGUUAUUGGAAGGCAAAUAUAGUUUUUAUUAAUAAAUGUAUUAAAAUGAUAAUUCAUGUAUUGAUUUUUAAAGUCCAGAAUAUUUGUAAACAAGUAUAAAAAGUUAAGUAAAGAAUUUAUUUUAAAAUUAUUGGGCAUUAGAAUCUAAAGGGAAACCUUAACUUCCUGAUUAAUAAACAAUAGAAAAUUAUUUAUUAGGUGUUAAAAAUUAGAUUAUCAAUAUAGUUUAAAAUUAAUUAUAAAAUAGAGAUAGAAUAUCUCUAAAAUUUGAAUUAUAUAUGGAAACUAAAUUGUUUUAUCUAAUUGAAGUUGGAAUUACUAUGUUAAAGCAUAAAAUUGAGUAGAUUUUAUUUAAUUUAUCAAACUAAUUGAAUUUUUACAUUCUUUAUAAUAGGGAUAAUAUUGAAAACAAAUAAAAAGUUAUAGAAUAAUUACUUAAAUUUCUUGAAGAUGAAAUAAACUAAAAUAAUGUUGGAGGAUUUUUAAAUAAUUUACAAAAUUGGAGCAAUGAAAAUCAAGAAUUUGGAGAUAAAAAUAAAUUUCUGAGUAUGUUGAUAGAUGAUAUUUUAUCUUGUUUAAAACUUUUAAAAUACUGUAAGAAUAGAUAAAUUGCACCAAUUUAGAUAAAAACCGAAACUAUUAAGAAGAAUAUGAACUAAGCAAUAUCUUAUAUUAAAACAAUUAUAAAUACAUAUUCAGGAUUACAAAUAGCUUUUGGAAUAUCUACAGUUAUUAUUACCAUAGCAACAUUAGGAUUUGCAUUGAUUGCAGAAGGAGCUUUAACAGCAUUGGCUGCAACUGCAUUGAGAACAGGAAUUACCUCAGCUGGAGGAGGAUUUGUAACAGGUACUUUAGGAAUUUCAGUUGAGAUAUUCUAGAAGGGAAUAUUAUCACACUAUUAUAGAAACUAUUUAGAAGAGUAAUAAAAAAAAUGA
Messenger RNA from Paramecium sonneborni, 2681 nucleotides. NCBI's taxonomy places the organism in Eukaryota, Ciliophora, Oligohymenophorea, Peniculida, Parameciidae. The record is from the annotation of a GenBank genome assembly.